Messenger RNA from Salvia miltiorrhiza (redroot sage), 453 nucleotides. Its product is annotated as probable transcription repressor OFP9. The transcript has a single exon. Lineage: Eukaryota; Viridiplantae; Streptophyta; Magnoliopsida; Lamiales; Lamiaceae. Gene Ontology annotation, biological process: negative regulation of DNA-templated transcription. Bases 1 to 453 code for a protein of 150 amino acids. The record is from RefSeq and is a predicted model, not a curated record.
AUGCAAAGAAGCCGAGACAAGAAGCAGAAGAAGUUCCAAAGCAGUUGCUCACAGGCAUUCUGCGGCACUUGCAGGCUCAGCGUGUCUUCUUCUUCCCCCGAAGAAGCCGAAGCCGAAGCCGCAACGGAUGAAGCUCAGACAGUUUCCAGCAUAGCACACGCCAUGGUACAAGUGAGGCUUGAUCAGAUGAUCAGAGAGAGACGUAGACGGGCAGCAACACACGAGCAAGAGACGAAGCUCGUUGUGAUAGUGGCGAUGGAGAAGUCCUCUUAUGAUCCUAGAGAGGAUUUCAGAGACUCCAUGGAGCAGAUAAUUGUGGCAAACAGGAUUCAUGAAACAAAGGAUCUGCGUAGGCUCUUGAAUUAUUACGUGUCCAUGAACUCGGAGGAGUUUAGAGGGACUAUACUCGAGGUGUUUCAUCAAGUCUGCACUGAUUUAUUUGUACAUUUUUAA